AAUUCUCCACCUCUCCAUCUCUCCAUUCGUCUCCUCUCCUAAUCCUCUUCCCCCCACAAAAAUGGAGAUCACCUUCUCCCCGAAACCACAAACCCUACUCCCCUCCAUCAUCCCCUUCCCUUCUCCCUCCUAUUCCUCUUCCUCUUACCUCCUCAUUGGCGUUCGCCACAACCACCACCACCACCUGAGAACCUGUGGACGGCGAUCUCGACACAGGUGCCGCAAAUUAGGGUUCCGGGUUCUUAACGCUAGGUGCUCGCUCCAUGAAUCACUUUCUGAGAGCUCCGUUCAUGUCGUCGCCGCCGCCAUUGCUGCCGCCGCAGCUCUCCAGGUGGCCUACCUCGCUAGGAAGCGGUACUCUUCCGAACUGUUGGAUGCACAGUUCCUUAAGCCUCAGUUUGGCGUUUCUGCGGAUGGUGGGACUAAAGGACUUCAAGCCAGUUGUUCUAUUCCUCCUUUUAUCAUUACCGAUACUGUAGAGGGAGAUAAGCAAGAGGAAGCUGAAACAUUCUCUGAUCUGCCCAAUAUGAUAGCUGAAGAUAACUUUGGUUCUCCUUCUCUAGCAAUGAAUAAGAUACAGAGGGAAAUUACUCAAGACUCUAAUCUAGAGCCUGUGAAUGCUGACAGUGUUGAGUUAGCGAACAAUUAUGAAUAUCUGAAGAAAGUCGCAAAAGAGAUUUAUUCUUGCAAUGAAGAAGAGCCUGAGAUCACUACUAUAUCAUGCUUUAGAAGUUUGAUGCCAGAACCUCUUUAUCUUAUUCAAGACAGCAUUAGCUCCUCUCAAUCAAUGAAUGCACUGAAGGUUUCCAAUAUCUGUGGAGAAGGUUCUCGUUCUAUGGCAGAAGGCCGGUUUCCUCUCGCAUGCUUAAGGGAAGGUCCUGUAGGUAAGGAAAAGAAAAUAGAGAAAGUCCGCGAUUUUACAGAAGGUGAAGGAAGAAGUCUCUCUCAUGGAAAUAACAGUAGAACUGUGUCUAUGUAUCCACAAUCCAACGUAAAAGGCACAAAUGAUCCAUCAGCAUAUUUAAGAACCUACAGUAGCUUGUUGAGGGAUGGAAGGUUGAAGGAUUGUCUAGACUUGCUAGAGAGCAUGGACCGAAAAGGGUUGUUGGACAUGGAAAAGGUUCAUCAGAAAAGCUUUUUGAAUGCCUGCAAGAGUCAAAAGGCUGUAAAAGAAGCAAUCCGGUUUGGCAAAUUGAUUAGGAAUCCAACUAUGAGCACCUUCAACAUGCUAUUGUCUGUGUGUGCAAGCUCACAGGACUUUGAUGGAGCAUUCCAGGUUAUGCUACUGCUAAAGGAGGCUGGGUUGAAACCUGAUUGCAAACUUUAUACCACGCUUAUAUCGACCUGUGCCAAAAGUCGAAAAGUUGAUGCCAUGUUUGAAGUUUUCCAUGAGAUGGUUAAUGCUGGCGUAGAGCCAAAUGCCAAUACAUACGGUGCACUCAUUGAUGGUUGUGCCAGAGCUGGACAAUUGGCAAAAGCAUUUGGUGCUUAUGGAAUCAUGAGAUCCAAGAAAGUGCAGCCUGAUCGAGUUAUUUUCAAUGCCUUGAUCACUGCAUGUGGUGAAUCAGGAGCUGUUCAUCGUGCUUUUGAUGUCUUAGCAGAGAUGAUGGCAGAGCCUAAGCCAAUAGAGCCAGAUCAUGUUACAGUUGGAGCUUUGAUAAAGACAUGUAUUCAGGGUGGCCAGGUUGACCGAGCACGAGAAGUGUAUAAGAUGCUUAAUCACUACAAUAUAAAAGGCACCUCAGAAGUUUACACGAUUGCUGUCAGGAGUUGUAGCUUGAAUGAUGAUCUUGGCUUUGCGCUUAAAAUCUAUGAUGAUAUGAAAAGGAAUGGGGUGACACCUGAUGAGAUGUUUCUUAGCACCAUCGUAGACGUGGCUGGGCAUGCUGGGAAGGUUGAUGCUGCCUUUGAAAUUAUACAAGACGCUAAAAGACAAGGAAUACGAGUUGGAAACAUGUCAUAUAAUUCCUUAAUGGGAGCUUGUUGUAAUGCAAAAAACUGGAAAAAGGCACUGGAGCUGUAUGAGGAGAUCAAAUCAAGCAACAUUCUUCCAACAGUAUCAAUGCUAAAUGCUUUAAUCACCUCCUUAUGCGAUGGUGGCCUGAUCUGGAAGUCUGUUCAGGUUUUCAAUGAAACAAAGAAGUUAGGAGUGCACCCAAAUGACAUCACGUAUUCCGUUCUUAUAGUAGCAUGUGAAAAGAAAGGUGAAGCAGAACUGGGUUUUAAGCUAUUUGAGCAAGCUAAAAUUGAUGGCAUUCGUCUAAGUCUCAUUAUGGUACGCUGCCUCACUGGUUUGUGCCUACAAAGCUUUGAGAACGAAUGCUCACUUGGUAAUACUGUUGUCACGUUCAACUCCGGAAGACCACAAAUUGAUAACAAAUGGACAUCAUUAGCUAUUGCAGUAUAUCGUGAAGCAAUAUCGGCCAGUCUACUGCCUACAAUUGAUGUUAUUUCUCAAGUUUUAGGUUGCUUGAAAUUCCCUCAUGAUUCCUCGUUGAGAAACAAGCUUAUUGAGAACUCGGGGAUCAGCUUUGAUGCCUCAAAAUCCUCGAAUAUAAGUUCAGUGCUUGAUGGAUUUGGGGAGUAUGAUACCCGUUCUUUUUCGAUACUCGAGGAAGCUGCUUCAUUUGGAGUAGUUCCACGAUUAUCCUUUAAAGAAAGCCCGAUUGUUGUCGAUGCUAGGAAACUACAGCUCCAUACCGUUGAGGUUUAUCUUUUGACAACUUUGAAAAGUUUGAAGCAUCGACUAGCUGCAGGCGCGAAAUUACCCAGCAUCACAGUUUUAUUACCAACAGCAAAGGCACAAAUUGGAUUUGUUGAAGGAGAAAAAUCAGUUAACAUAGCUGGAAGGCUUGGUCAAGCAGUUGGUUCGCUCUUAAGGAGAUUGGGGAUUCCUUACCAAGGGGGCGAAUCACACGGAAAAAUAAGAAUAAAUGGUCUUGCCCUAAGGAGAUGGUUCACCCCAAAACUUAGUGGUGGCACAUCUUCUGCCGGAAAACCAGUAGAAAUGAUUCCGAUUGAAACGCGGCUUGCCAAAGGAAUAGCCGAUCAACAACGAAGCAUUCGCAGCACAACGAAUCUCUCUCUUUAUUAGUAAAACCACAAGAAUCUCUCUCCAUAUUAGAGAAACCUCUGCUACCAUCCUGAUAAUUUGCCCUCUUCAAUUAUUCAAAUUUCAUCGGGCGCAUUCUUGGCCCAUUUGGCAGGGGAUAGGUUCUUGUGUGGUUGUCUGUAGUUAUCAGCUAUUUUUCUAGGACUUGUGUUUACUCCUUUGUGGGCAUUGAGAAGCAUAAUGUAUAUGAAAAAAUUAGUCACUUAUCUAUUGCAAUGUAGAGUGGUUUUCUGGUGCCUCGAGUUCUACUACUAAUGCUCACCUGAUGACUGGAGAUAAUUGUAUCUUCCUGGUUAUAUUAUAUUAUAUUAUUUUAUUUUUAGAGAAAUAAAUUUGGAACAUUUUUGGUUCU
This is a messenger RNA of Ananas comosus (pineapple), 3464 nucleotides long. Its product is annotated as pentatricopeptide repeat-containing protein MRL1, chloroplastic. Bases 62 to 3094 code for a protein of 1010 amino acids. Gene Ontology annotation, molecular function: protein binding. The record is from RefSeq and is a predicted model, not a curated record. Lineage: Eukaryota; Viridiplantae; Streptophyta; Magnoliopsida; Poales; Bromeliaceae. The transcript is spliced from 19 exons.